AUGGGUUUUUACUUAAUCGGAGAAGAGCCAGAACCUAAACCGCUUUGUGUAAUUUGUACUGAAGUCCUGGCCAACAGUAGUUUAAAACCAUCGCUUCUUCGUCGGCACCUUGAGACAAGACAUCCGGAUCACAAGGAUAAACCUAUUGAAUAUUUUAAAAGGAAAUUGGAAGGUUAUAAGAAUUGUAGUGUUUCUUCUUACCUGUCGGCUUUCAACGCAGAUAGUAAACUGGCUCUUGAAACAUCAUAUCGAGUUAGUUUCAGAAUCGCAAGAUCUGGAAAAGCUCAUACAGUCGCAGAAAAUUUGAUCGGACCUUGUGCUAAAGACAUCGCAAUGUGUAUGCUUGGAGAAAAAGCGGCAUAA
Acanthoscelides obtectus is the source of this 363-nucleotide messenger RNA. The record is from the annotation of a GenBank genome assembly. Lineage: Eukaryota; Metazoa; Arthropoda; Insecta; Coleoptera; Chrysomelidae.